Botrytis cinerea B05.10 is the source of this 2135-nucleotide messenger RNA. RefSeq lists its product as hypothetical. Gene Ontology annotation, biological process: glycosaminoglycan biosynthetic process; polysaccharide biosynthetic process. The transcript has 3 exons. Gene Ontology annotation, molecular function: UDP-glucose 6-dehydrogenase activity; NAD binding. Bases 191 to 2065 code for a protein of 624 amino acids. Lineage: Eukaryota; Fungi; Ascomycota; Leotiomycetes; Helotiales; Sclerotiniaceae. Gene Ontology annotation, cellular component: cytosol; nucleus. The record is from RefSeq and is a predicted model, not a curated record.
GAUUGAUAGAAACUCACCUGUUAAAAGCUUCCUAACAAGACCGCAGUUUCUGUUCUUUUCUCCACUUCACUUCAUGCGGUCCAAAUUUGACACCUUAAAUCUCAAUCUUCAGCCUUCUCAAGCUUUUUCAAAUAGUAUAUAUGCUUCCUAGAUAUCUCUCAUAUUGCAAAGAAGAUAUAAACCACCAAGUAUGCCACCAAAGGAUUCGAUGCCAUUAGAUACAGAUGAAAGUACCCACGAUACAUCAACUGCACCCACAACACCUGAUGGGAGUCUUACUUUCAGUCCCAUGUUACAAGCUUUGAGUUUAGAUGACGGGAUCACAUUCGAAAACUCUCUUAGAAAUGAGAGCUCAACGCCUCAUCUUGUGAAAAAUGUAUGUUGCGUAGGUGCGGGGUAUGUAGGCGGUCCAACAGCAGCUAUCCUCGCGCUUCAGAAUCCACAAAUAAUAUUCACAGUUUUCGAUAAAGAUACUUCUCGCAUAAAGCAAUGGAAUUCAAAACACUUACCAAUUCACGAACCAGGCCUAUCAGAGAUUAUACGUAUAUGUCGUGAUGGAUCGAGGGCAUUUUCAAUAUCCUAUGAUCAAUCGACUGAAAACGCCGAAUCAUCUUCUGAGGAUUUCUCCGAGCAUGCUAAUCACAUUCGCAUUCCAGCACGAUCGCCAAAUUUGUUCUUCUCGGACAAUGUCGAGAAAUGUCUGGGCGAAGCAGAUCUGAUAAUGAUCGCAGUCAAUACACCUACAAAAACUUAUGGGAUAGGUGCCGGAAAAGCAACAGAUAUGACAGCUGUAGAAUCGGCUGUGCAAGAUGUAGGAAAAUUUGCAAAACAUGGAGCUAUUAUCGUAGAGAAAAGUACCGUCCCUGGUCGAACUGGUGAUUUUAUCAAAGACAUCCUCGCAAUUCGCCGUCCUAAUGAAAUAUUCCCGAUCCUCUCAUCUCCUGAAUUCCUCUCCGCAGGCUCCGCCGUUCAAGAUCUCCUACAUCCAGACCGCAUUCUGAUUGGUUCUUCUUCCUCUCGCAUCUCAAGUCUUGCAGCCCAAUCCCUCGCUUCCCUUUACCACUGGAUCCCUCCCCAGAACCUAAUCCACACCACCACUGCCUCUUCCGAACUAGCGAAACUCGUUUCCAACGCCAUGUUAGCCCAGCGAAUAAGUUCCAUCAAUAGUAUUUCCGCGAUUUGCGAAGCUGUCAAUGCGGAUAUCGAUGAAGUGUCUUUGGCUGUAGGCCUAGAUUCUCGGAUUGGGGAUAAAUAUCUUAAAGCGGGAAUUGGAUUUGGAGGGAGUUGUUUUGGCAAAGAUAUUAAAUCUUUGAUUUAUUUGGCUGAGGGAUUAGGGUUGGAUGAAGUGGCGGCGUAUUGGGAGAGUGUGAUAAUGGUUAACGAGUGGCAGAGAAGAAGAUGGAUUGAGAGGAUUGUAAGGAAAAUGGGUGGUGGAUUGAGGGGAAAGAAGGUAGCGGUGCUGGGGUAUACUUUUAAGCAAGGUACUGGGGAUGUGAGGGAGAGUUUGGCGAGGAAGGUAGUUAGGAUGUUGGAUGAGGAGAAACCGGGGGAAAUUGUGGUUUGGGAUGACGGGUGUGAUAGGAAGGUAUUGAAGGAGGAGAUAAACGGAAUAGAGAGUGCGAGGGUAGAGGAGGACUUAUACACGGCUUGUGAGAUGGCAGACGCGCUUCUUAUUUGUAGGGAGCUGGAAAACUCUACAAAGAGGAAAAGUGAGGAAAAGAUUGAUCCGAGACCAUUUUUCGGAUAUCCUUCGGAAAUGGAUUUGUUGGAUUUCAGGAAAUAUUUAUUAUCGCAGUCUUGUGCGGAGGUGAGCAUGAAUGACCCACUAGGAAGGUUUUAUCCAGAACCACCUUGCGAGGAGAAUUGCGCAAAAUGCGAGCAUGGGAAAGACACAAAUACGGGGAAAGAGCAGGACAUCGACUGGAAAAGAAUAGUCAAGGGAAUGAAAACACCACGAUGGAUAUUUGAUGGAAGGGGUGUUGUUAAUAGGACUGAACUGGAGAAUAUUGGAAAAGAUGUUGGAGUAGAGGUUAGGGUUGUAGGAGUGGGGAGGCAAGAAUGGUAGAUUGAUCAUUGGUCGGACAUAUGGUUAUCUCAACAGAGGAAAAUAUGGUGAUUGAUGGAAUUAUAUUGCA